Mya arenaria is the source of this 1446-nucleotide messenger RNA. Its product is annotated as zinc finger protein 83-like. Bases 74 to 1054 code for a protein of 326 amino acids. The record is from RefSeq and is a predicted model, not a curated record. NCBI's taxonomy places the organism in Eukaryota, Metazoa, Mollusca, Bivalvia, Myida, Myidae. The transcript is spliced from 2 exons.
AAAAUAAAAAGAAAGCAGAUUUGAAAACACGCAUAGAGAAAGCAACGGGAGGAAUGCUGGACAUCUGUUGCCGAUGGUGUCGGUGAGAAAACACAUAACGAUUUACACAGGAUACAAUUCACACAAAUGUGUACUAAGUGGUGCUGAUUCUACUUCUAGAAGACCUCAGUUGCACAUGAGAAUUCACACGGAAGAAAUGCCGUACAAGUGUGAGAUAUGUGGUGCUACUUUAUCUCACAGAUCAAGCUUGAAGAAGCACAUUAAAGUUCAUACCGGUGAGAAACCAUACCAGUGUGAUACAUGUGGUGCUGCUUUUUCUCAAAAAUCAAAUUUGCGGGAUCACAUAAUAACUCACACUGGCGAGAAACCAUACCAGUGUGAUACAUGUUCUGCUGCCUUUUCUCAAAAAACAACAUUGAAGGACCACAUAAGAAUUCAUACCGGCGAAAAGCCAUACCAGUGUGAUACAUGUGAUGCUACAUUUUCUCACAGAUCACAUUUGCAGGGCCACAUUAGAAUACAUACCGGAGAGAAGCCAUACAAGUGUGAUACAUGUGGUGCUACCUUUUCUCAUAGCUCAAAUUUGAACAGUCACAUUAGAAUUCACACAGGAGAAAUACCAUACAAGUGCGACACAUGUUCUGCUGCUUUUUCCCGAAGACCAUCUUUGCAUCGCCACAUGAGAUUUCACACAGGAGAGAAGCCAUACAGGUGUGAUACAUGUGGUGCUACCUUUUCUCAUAGCUCAAAUUUGCACAAUCACAUUAGAAUUCACACAGGAGAAAUGCCAUACAAGUGUGACACAUGUUCUGCUACUUUUUCCCGAAGAUCAACUUUGAAUCGCCACAUGAGAAUUCACACAGAAAAAAGUGCAUACCAGUGUGAUACAUGUGGUGCUGCCUUUUCUCAAAGAUCAACUUUGCAGGGUCAUAUGAGAAUUCAUACCGGAGAGAAGCCAUACCAGUGUGAUGCAUGUGGUGCUGCUUUUUCUCGAAUAUCUCAAUUGCAUCGCCACAUGAAAAUUCACACAGGAGAGAAGUCAUACAAGUGUUAGACAUGUGGUGCUACUGGUAUAUUGUAUGUGCUUAUCACACGCGGAGAGGAGCCACCAAGGUGUGAUAAUGUGUUGCUGCGUUUUCGUAGAUCUACUACACCUCAUGAGAAUUCUCACACGAGAGAAGCCAUACAGGUGUGAGAACUGUGUUGCUGUUUUUGUUCAUAGCUGUGAUUUCCGAAACCACACGUGAAUGCAGACUCGAAGACAGCCUUGUUUUUGCGAGAUAUGCGAUGCUGCUGUUUUAUGGAGUGCCUCUUGAUAGAGACUUGAGUAAUACAGGACAUAAAGUGCGUAUCUUACUAGGAUAUUUCGUUUACAUAAUACCAUGAGCACACAAACAUUAACCAAGGAAAACGCUGUGCAUUUUAAAAGUUGUCUUCGAAAUAGGA